AUGGGCCGCAUCAACCCGUCGGUGCUCUCGCCGCGCUCGCUGCGCGCGCGCCCGUUGGACGACGUCGAAUACGUCUUCGCCGAGGACUACCGCGCCUUCCGCAAGAAGUCGGGCACCGAGCAGCUCACCUACCUCGCCGGCGGCUCGUACUUGACCGGCGCCGUCAUCGGCGCCGGCCGCGGCUUCUACGGCGCCAUGCACGACAGCGCUGGGAAAGCCGCGAAGCUUAGGGUCAACGCCGUGCUGAACGGCACGGGGAAGAGAGGCGCGGCUAUGGCCAAUACUUUUGGCGUUCUCGCCCUGGCUUUUUGCUUGUCGGAGAGCAUCCUGUACAACUAUACCAGUGAUGAGACGCUGACUAACUAUGCCGCGGCUGGCGCGGCAGCAGGCGCGCUGUAUAAGAGCACGCGCGGCCCGAGGACGGCGGCUAUCUGGGCCGCUGCCGGCGCCGCUACGGCUAUUGGUACCGUUUGGGCGUCGAGGGAGGGGUAUUAUGGAAGGGGGUUGCAAGGCGUUUUGUGAGGGGGGUCGCCUUCGAUUGUUUUGCUGUACUUUUUUUUUGGUUUUGGCCUUGAACGUCGGGGUCACGUGACAAGACGGUGCGAGUAUGGGACGCUGAGACGGGACGUCAAAUCGGCGACACGAUGACCGGGCACACGAAUUGGGUGUCGAGUGUGUCGAUGAGCGGGGACCUCAGGGGGUGAGGCACGAGAGCCAUAGUGCAGUCUGUGCACGCAAACCCUGUGUAGAGCACGACGGAGAUAGCACGGGAGAAUCUGACGUAAAUGAAUGAACCGGCAA
This is a messenger RNA of Chondrus crispus (carragheen), 801 nucleotides long. RefSeq lists its product as hypothetical. The coding region runs from base 1 to 522 and encodes 173 amino acids. Gene Ontology annotation, biological process: protein import into mitochondrial matrix. The transcript has 2 exons. NCBI's taxonomy places the organism in Eukaryota, Rhodophyta, Florideophyceae, Gigartinales, Gigartinaceae. The record is from RefSeq and is a predicted model, not a curated record. Gene Ontology annotation, molecular function: transmembrane protein transporter activity. Gene Ontology annotation, cellular component: mitochondrial inner membrane; TIM23 mitochondrial import inner membrane translocase complex.